AGUGGAGCCCCGCUUCUCGCGGGGAAGGGCGGGUGUGGAAAUAGAGCCGUGCCGGGUGUGUCGGUGCCUUGCCCGGGAGGGACAUUCCUCCUUCCAGUGCCCUUCCUCACUCCGCUCUCCCGCUGCUGGCAGCCGCUGUGGCCCCUAAGUGAAGAUGCCACCAUCCUUGCCUUCCACCAUCAACAUCCAGGAGCCCCGCUGGGACCAGAGCACCUUUCAGGGCCGGGCCAAACACUUCUUCAUGGUGACCGACCCCCGAAACCUGCUGCUCUCGGGGGCUACCCUGGAGGAAGCCCGACGGGUGGUGGAGGACUACAGGGCAGGCACCGUACACCCUGGGCUGACAGAGGACCAGCUUUGGCGGGCAAAGUACAUCUAUGACUCGGCUUUCCACCCUGACACGGGCGAGAAGAUGAUCCUUGUGGGACGCAUGUCUGCUCAGGUCCCCAUGAACAUGACCAUCACCGGUUGCAUGUUGACCUUCUACAGGACCACGCCAGCUGUGCUGUUCUGGCAGUGGGUCAACCAGUCCUUCAAUGCCAUUGUCAACUACACCAACCGCAGUGGGGAUGCACCCAUCACCCCCAGCCAGCUGGGGACAGCCUAUGUGAGUGCAACCACAGGGGCAGUUGUCACAGCACUGGGGCUGAAAUCCCUCACCAAGCACUUGCCAGCCAUCAUCGGCCGGUACGUGCCUUUUGCGGCCGUGGCAGCUGCCAACUGCAUCAACAUCCCGCUGAUGAGACAGAGAGAACUCAAGCUGGGGAUCCCUGUCACGGAUGAGAAUGGGAACCGCCUGGGCGAAUCCACAGCGGCAGCCCAGAAGGCCAUUUUCCAGGUGGUGGUCUCCCGCAUUGGCAUGGCAGCGCCGGCCAUGGCUAUUCCGCCGGUGAUCAUGAACAUGCUGGAGAAGAGAGCUUUCCUGAAGCGGUACCCGUACCUGAACGCUCCCCUGCAGGUCGGCCUGGUGGGACUCUGUCUGGUGUUUGCCACUCCGUUGUGCUGUGCACUCUUCCCGCAGAAAAGCUCAAUGCCUGUGAGCAGCCUGGAGCCUGAAGUCCAAGACCAGAUCCGGAAGAAAGAUCCGUGGCUGGAGACUGUGUACUUCAACAAAGGGCUCUGA
This is a messenger RNA of Parus major (Great Tit), 1123 nucleotides long. RefSeq names its product sideroflexin 3 (gene SFXN3). Gene Ontology annotation, biological process: serine import into mitochondrion; monoatomic ion transport. The record is from RefSeq and is a predicted model, not a curated record. Bases 155 to 1123 code for a protein of 322 amino acids. Gene Ontology annotation, molecular function: monoatomic ion transmembrane transporter activity. The transcript is spliced from 11 exons. Gene Ontology annotation, cellular component: mitochondrial inner membrane. NCBI's taxonomy places the organism in Eukaryota, Metazoa, Chordata, Aves, Passeriformes, Paridae.